Molecule: messenger RNA, 1800 nt
Organism: Ficedula albicollis (Collared flycatcher)
Lineage: Eukaryota; Metazoa; Chordata; Aves; Passeriformes; Muscicapidae
Product: pancreatic secretory granule membrane major glycoprotein GP2-like
Exons: 9
Coding region: 103-1395 (430 amino acids)
Biological process (GO): neutrophil migration
Cellular component (GO): cell surface; apical plasma membrane
Source: RefSeq, a predicted model, not a curated record
CGGCACACCCGUGUUAGAAACGAGAAACAAAAGUCUCCACAUUCGGCAAAAUUUAGAUUGCUUUAUUUUAUAUACACAGAGCAAGCAGCGCGCUGGGGAUACAUGGGGGGCGCUGCCCACUUCAUGCUCCACCGAACUUUGGAAAGGCUUGUGAGAUGUUUACUGCUGCUCUCUGUGCUCUGCCUGGCUGGCUGUGAAGGCAACAAGAGUGAGCUGGUGAGCACCCAUGGCCUGAGGCCAGGGCUUGCCCUCCGUGUCAAGAGGAGCCCAGAUGCCUGCUUGCCAAACCCGUGCCAGCACCAGGGGCAGUGCCAGGUGGCUGUGGACAGACCAGUCUGCAGCUGCAAGCCAGGCUUCACAGGGGAAUUCUGCCAAGAUGUGGUGCUGAAGUUGGCCUGUGAGGAAGAGCACAUGAAGAUGAUGGUGAGGAAGGAGGUGUUUGAGUUCUUGAAAAUCCCACUGGAGCUUGUCCACUUGAAGAACAAGGCAUGCAAGGUCUCAGAGAAGGAAGAAGAGGGUGAGCUGUUUUUUGCAGCCACUCUCACAGGUGAAAAUCACACUGCCUGUGGAUCAGUAAUCCAGCGAAACAGCUCCCAUGUCUCGUACUCCAACGUCCUGGAGUCAGAGCAGGAGGCUGGCAGGGCCACGAUCUCCCGCAGUUUUCAGCUGCAGGUGCACUUCUCCUGCAUCUACGCCUACGAGCAGGUUGUGAGACUGCCCUUCUCGCUCACUGCUGUUGACAAGCUGGUACAGUUUGUGGUGAGAGAAGGACACUUCAAUGUCAGCAUGAGAUUGUACAAGUCCCCCUCCUACCUCGAGCCUUAUCACCUGCCCAGUGUGGCUGUCCCCCUCACGGACACACUCUAUGUCCUGCUGAAGAUAGAAGGGCAGCACCAGCUCAAGUACUUCCUGCUGAGUGUUUUGGACUGCUGGGCCACACCGAGCAUGGAUCCACACCAGGACAUGCAGCACAAGCUCAUCGAGCAGGGGUGUCCCCAUGACGAGACAGUGACCUAUCUGAAUGCCAUUGGAGAGAGCACUGCUGCCAAGUUCAGUUUCCAGAUGUUUCAGUUUGUUGGUUACCCCGAGGUGUUCCUGCACUGCCGUGUCCAGCUCUGUCUUCCUGACAGCCCAGAGCCCUGUGCCAAGCAAUGCCCCAGGCACUGGAGGAGCAGGAGGGCACUGGCAGAUGACUACAAUAGGAUUGUGUCCUACGGGCCCAUCCUCCUGCUGGCUGCGCCUUCCUCGGGAGCAGAGACCCCUCAUUCCAGCACUGACCAGCAGGACCCAGCGGGACCCAGCCCGUGGCUCUCCAGGGCUCUCAUUCCGCUGUGUGUGCUCGCUGUGCUCACUGUGGCUGCUGCGGCCGUCAGCGUGGGGCGGCGAGUGCUCUAGGAAGCAGCUGGGUCCCAAUAAACAUGACAGGAGCAGAGAGGCUCUGGCUGUGUCUUUAUGGGUGUUUUGGGGAAGGGGGUAAUGGUUGGAUGCAAACAAUGCUUGAAGAUGAGGUGCAUCACAGUGUUUCUGUUCCCUGCAGCAUCUCUUGGAAUUUCUCCCCUCUGGGCCCAUAACUAAACCCAGAGUAUGUACCCAGGGAUGGGUGAGUCCUUCCUCCUGCUUCCCUCUUCCCCCCAGAGUCACCCUGGUGUGUGGGGAGAUGGAAGGACCCCACUCUGGAUACCUGCCCUACCAAAGCUGGUCUUUGCAUAGCUCUGUGCCACCCAAAUGCAGUGUUAGCAGAGAAAGGGCUGCUUUGUGCAUGCACACGUGUGUGUGUGCACCCAUCCGUAGUGAUUUCUC